Molecule: messenger RNA, 1134 nt
Organism: Podospora pseudocomata
Lineage: Eukaryota; Fungi; Ascomycota; Sordariomycetes; Sordariales; Podosporaceae
Gene: HEK2
Product: RNA binding protein, heterogenous nuclear RNP-K like protein
Exons: 3
Coding region: 1-1134 (377 amino acids)
Biological process (GO): 3'-UTR-mediated mRNA stabilization
Cellular component (GO): nucleus; cytoplasm
Molecular function (GO): mRNA 3'-UTR AU-rich region binding
Source: RefSeq, a predicted model, not a curated record
AUGUCUGCCCCUCAAGACUCUGUCCCGUCCAACGGCGCCGACCUCAACGAAUCAUUCGACCAGCUCAAGCUCAACGACGAGCCGCGCCUUGGUCCCGAUGGAGAGCCGGCUCCCAAGACGGACGAGGAAUACGCACAAACUCAGAUGACCUUGCGGGCUAUUGUGUCUUCGAAGGAAGCUGGGGUAAUCAUUGGAAAGGCUGGCAAGAAUGUCGCUGAUUUGCGUGAUGAGACUGGCGUCAAGGCUGGCGUGAGCAAGGUUGUUCCCGGCGUCUAUGACCGUGUUCUCACCAUCACCGGCGGCUGCGAAGCCAUCUCCAAGGCCUAUGCCAAGGUUGCCUCUGCUCUGAUGGAAGGCGCUCCUGCUAUGGGCAUGGGAGGCGUCGUCGCUGCCAAUGGAACUCAUCCCAUCAAGCUUCUUAUCUCUCACAACCAGAUGGGCACCGUUAUUGGUAGACAAGGUCUCAAAAUCAAGCAUAUCCAGGAUGUGUCGGGUGUGCGCAUGGUUGCGCAAAAGGAAAUGCUGCCGCAGUCUACCGAGCGUGUUGUCGAGGUCCAAGGCACCCCUGAGGGCAUCCAGCGUGCGACUUGGGAGAUUUGCAAGUGCUUGGUCGACGACUGGCAGCGCGGCCAGGGCACUGUCCUCUACAACCCUGUGGUUCGCACAGGAACUGGCGCGGGCGCGCCGGCGAUGGGAGGUGCUAGCAGCUACCCCCAGGAGAGGGCCCCCUAUGGCGGUUCAUCCCGUGUUACACGGACCGGCAACGGCGCCGACUUUAGCAAUGGCGGCCCUCGCCAGUAUAACCGUCGCUCCGAUUCCGAUGCUGCUCAGCGCGGCCCUCCCACACACGACGAGAACGGCGAGGAAAUCCAGACGCAGAACAUCAGUAUUCCCGCUGAUAUGGUUGGCUGCAUCAUUGGCCGUGCUGGUUCCAAGAUUAGCGAGAUCCGCAAGACUUCUGGAGCUCGCAUCUCGAUUGCCAAGGCCCCUCAUGACGAUACCGGUGAGCGCAUGUUCACCAUCAUGGGUAGCGCCAAAGCCAACGAGACGGCCCUCUAUCUUCUGUACGAGAACCUCGAGGCCGAGAAGAUUCGUCGCCAGGAGAUGCAACAAUCUGGUCAGGUUUCUGCUUAG